AUGAAACUUUUUAAGAUAUAUAUAGCAAAAUUUCAAGGGCUAAAAACAUAUUAUACUUAUUCUUCGUUUGAUAUUCUGGAUAAUGAUGUUUAUAGUUAUGAAUGUAAUGAGCCGGAAUACCAAUUAGAAUCAUUUCCUCAUUUUAAAAAAUUCUGUUACAUAUUAACAAAAAACAUCACAAAUGUUUGUCUUAAAAUACAUAAAUUACCCGGUAACAAAGAAAGUUGCGAUGAUCUAAAUUAUUGGACAUAUUAUUAUUUAAUUAAUAACAAUUUUAACAUUAAUAAUGAUGAUAUAUCACAAUCAGAGAUAAUUACCUAUAUCGAUAAAUUAUGGCAAUAUUAUUUUGAUACUUUUAAAAAUUGUAAUUUCCGCAAAUAUAAUAUAAGUGUUUCCGAUUUUAAUAUAAUGAAACAGUUGUAUGAUUAUUCUAAAAAUUAUUCAUUUCUUCAGUUCAAUUUUAAUCAAAAUUUUGGGCAUAAUUUAAAAAAGUGCUAUUGUACAUAUAUUAAACAAAUUAAAAAUUUAUAUAAUAAAAUAGGAAAUGAGUGCUCAAAGUUAACAGAUAAACAUUAUUGUACCCUAUAUAAUGAAUUGAAAGAAAAAGAACCUAAUAAGCUGUUUUCGAAUCUAUCUUGUAGUUCUAUAGGUGUACAUGGAUAUUUGGUAGAAGGAGAUCCGUAUUUAGUAAAUUCCUCACAUUUGACUUCUCCAAUAUAUAAAUUUACAGAUAUUAUCGACGAAUUUUCUCAGAAAAAUGUAUCUGUGAAAAUUGUUCUGCCGCUUUCUAUAUGCUUUGUUGAAUCUUCUAUGCGUAUUAAUUUAAUGAAUCAAUGUGAAGCAAAAGAUGAUUAA
Molecule: messenger RNA, 855 nt
Organism: Plasmodium gonderi
Lineage: Eukaryota; Apicomplexa; Aconoidasida; Haemosporida; Plasmodiidae
Product: variable surface protein
Exons: 3
Coding region: 1-855 (284 amino acids)
Source: RefSeq, a predicted model, not a curated record